AUGACUUGUGAACCCAUGUUGCUCUCUCCCCCAUCCAUUUAGGACAUCCUGGAGAACGACAGCAUCACCUUGGACUGGAUGUUCCGCUAUUCGCUUACCAACGACAUCGUCAAGGGGAUGCUUUUCCUGCACCACAGCGCGAUCGCCUACCACGGCAACCUGAAGUCGUCCAACUGCGUGGUCGACAGCCGUUUUGUGCUGAAGAUCACCGAUUACGGGCUGGAGAGCUUCCACCAGGCGCCCGAGACGGACGAUUCACACGCCCUCUUUGCCAAGAAACUCUGGACAGCUCCCGAGCUCUUGAGGUUGGACACCAGCACCUGUCCAGGUACUCAAAAAGGAGACGUCUACAGUUUUGGCAUCAUUUUGCAAGAAAUUGCCCUGCGCAGCAGCGUCUUCUAUGUGGAAGGGGUUGAUCUGAGUCCCAAAGAGAUUAUCAAGCGCGUCACGAGCGGGGAACAGCCUCCCUUUCGCCCCUCGACGAAUCUGCCCUCCAAUUUAGAGGAGGUGGUCCAUCUCAUGCAGAGGUGCUGGGCCGAGGACCCACAGGAGCGCCCGGAUUUUCAACACAUCAAAGGCAUGCUGCGGAAGUUCAAUAGGGAAAGCAACUGCAACCUCUUGGAUACGCUGCUGUCGCGGAUGGAGCAGUACGCCAACAAUUUAGAAGAACUGGUGGAAGAGCGCACACAGGCCUACCUGGAGGAGAAGCGCAAAGCUGAGGCGCUCCUGUACCAGAUUUUACCUCACUCGGUGGCCGAGCAGCUGAAACGAGGGGAGACGGUGCAGGCGGAGGCCUUCGACAGCGUCACCAUCUACUUCAGCGACAUCAUUGGCUUCACCGCCUUGUCGGCAGAGAGCACCCCCAUGCAGGUGGUGGCUUUGCUGAACGACUUGUACACCUGCUUUGAUGCAAUCAUUGAUAACUUUGAUGUCUACAAG
Molecule: messenger RNA, 939 nt
Organism: Notechis scutatus (mainland tiger snake)
Lineage: Eukaryota; Metazoa; Chordata; Lepidosauria; Squamata; Elapidae
Source: RefSeq, a predicted model, not a curated record